AUGAAAGAUCUGUACAAUGCACUGACAGAACGUGCAGAUAAAAGCGGCGAGAUACCGAUACUGCCUCCCCAAUCUGCACAACCUACUGAUCCCCAACAAUAUGUCCUGGUGGAACUCUUAACUGGUCCUUUUCUUGCUGUCACACAAGCUUUGAAUGCAAGUACCACGUAUAUCUCGGGUUAUCGACCGGGUGUUGAAAGUCGAUCCUAUAUCUUUAGCCAUGUCACCGGCGAUGUACGUGAUGCUUUGUUCCUAAACACGAAAAGAGUGUCUCUUCCGUUCAGAGGAAGAUAUGAGGCACUUGAACGUGUUGCGGGAGUAGGGGAUAGAAAAGAAAUCCUUCUGGGAAUUGGUCAACUAGGCCAAUAUAGUUCUGACUUGGGUUAUAUGAACCCUUUUACUAAUAGUAACCUUGUUGCUAAAGCCCUUAUCGGUUGCCUGCAGAUGGUUACCGAAGCUGUACGAUUGAGGAACAUACAGCAACAAAUCCUUGCACUUGCAGAUCCUCGUGCAGAUGGAAGUUAUGGAGUGUUUCAUCCAGAUGAUUUAAUGGUGGAGUAUGAAAAUAAAUGGGAGGAAAUCUCCAAAGCCAUUCAAUCUGCAAUACAUGGAAUAUUACAGCAGUUCGCUUAG
Hibiscus syriacus is the source of this 633-nucleotide messenger RNA. RefSeq names its product ribosome-inactivating protein SNAI'-like. The coding region runs from base 1 to 633 and encodes 210 amino acids. Gene Ontology annotation, molecular function: rRNA N-glycosylase activity. Gene Ontology annotation, biological process: negative regulation of translation. NCBI's taxonomy places the organism in Eukaryota, Viridiplantae, Streptophyta, Magnoliopsida, Malvales, Malvaceae. The record is from RefSeq and is a predicted model, not a curated record. The transcript has a single exon.